AUGGAAUUCUCAAUAAUGAAGGUGUGCAGCAUCACAGGAUUAUUUGUAUAUUUUUUUAUAGGUAAAUAAUGUUUUAUGUGGGUUUGGCCGGAUAAAAUUGAAGAAAAACAAUGUUUCUUUGUUGUAUCAUUAUACUUAGCUCAUUUGAUCACAUACACAAUUGUGAAUGCAUUUUACUUUGCUUGCUAUUAGAGCAAGAGCAAAUAUAUAAGCCAAGCCAAAAUUGAAUAAAAACCAUGGCCUUGGGAUGGAAAAGAAUCCAAGGUUUGGCAAGAGAUGAAACGUCUAUUUUGGAAGAAUGUGCUCAUCAAUCAAUUUAUCAUGGUUGGAGUGGCAUAUGCAGCUAGUUGUAUCAAAUUAGACACUCGAUUCGAUCAAAGCUUUCCAACAGUAUUCGAAAUAAGUUGGCAAAUAAUGGUGUUUGGUAUAAUAGAAGAUGUAUUGUUUUAUUUCAGUCACCGAUUACUGCAUACUCCAUACUUCUAUGGAAAAGUGCAUAAAGUACAUCAUAUUUAUAAUAUAACAGUAUCUUGGUCAGCAGAAUUCGCUCAUCCUUUAGAAUACAUUCUAGGCAAUUUAAUUCCAGUGAUCUCUGGUCCAAUUUUGUUAGGAUCUUAGACUCAUAUGAUAACAGUCCUUGUAUUUGUUGGAUUGGCUACUCACAAAACGCUAUCGGAUCAUUCAGGGUUCAAUUUUGAGUGGGAUGUGUACCAAUAUUUACCUUUAACAACCCAUUCUGAAUUCCAUUCGAAACAUCAUAGUUUGAAUACUGGAAAUUACUCAUCAACAUUCACCUAUUUAGAUGAUCUUUUAGGAACAACAAUUAAGAAAUGA
Messenger RNA from Paramecium tetraurelia, 834 nucleotides. RefSeq lists its product as uncharacterized. Lineage: Eukaryota; Ciliophora; Oligohymenophorea; Peniculida; Parameciidae. Gene Ontology annotation, molecular function: iron ion binding; C-4 methylsterol oxidase activity. Gene Ontology annotation, biological process: sterol biosynthetic process. The transcript is spliced from 4 exons. The record is from RefSeq and is a predicted model, not a curated record.